This is a messenger RNA of Gorilla gorilla gorilla (western lowland gorilla), 1242 nucleotides long. RefSeq names its product heterogeneous nuclear ribonucleoprotein A3-like. Gene Ontology annotation, biological process: mRNA splicing, via spliceosome. The transcript has 3 exons. Gene Ontology annotation, molecular function: mRNA 3'-UTR binding. The record is from RefSeq and is a predicted model, not a curated record. Lineage: Eukaryota; Metazoa; Chordata; Mammalia; Primates; Hominidae. Bases 1 to 960 code for a protein of 319 amino acids. Gene Ontology annotation, cellular component: catalytic step 2 spliceosome.
AUGAAGCCAAUAAAGAAACAUAUUGGCAAAUAUGUUGAUAUAUUAUGUGCUUCAAAAGAGAAUGAUUUGGAUAUCAAAGAAUUGAAAAAGGUUCUUGGGAAAAUUAAUGAAAGCCUACGAAAAUGUCUUGUAGUGGAACCAAAGAGAGCUGUUUCUAGACAGGAUUCUGUAAAGCCUGUUGCCCAUCUAACAGUGAAGAAAAUUUUUGUUGGUGGUAUUAAAGAAGAUACAGAAGAAUAUAAUUUGAGAGACUACUUUGAAAAGUAUGGCAAGAUUGAAACCAUAGAAGUUAUGGAAGACAGGCAGAGUGGAAAAAAGAGAGGAUUUGCUUUUGUAACUUUUGAUGAUCAUGAUAUAAUUGAUAAAAUUGUUGUUCAGAAAUACCACACUAUUAAUGGGCAUAAUUGUGAAGUGAAAAAGGCCCUUUCUAAACAAGAGAUGCAGUCUGCUGGAUCACAGAGAGGUCAUGGAGGUGGAUCUGGCAAUUUUAUGGGUUGCAGAGGAAACUUUGGAGGUGCUGGAGGUAAUUUUGGCCUUGGUGGAAACUUUGGUGGAAGAGGAGGCUAUGGUGGUGGAGGUGGUGGCAGCAGAGGAAGUUAUGGAAGAGGUGAUGGUGGAUAUAAUAGAUUUGGACGUGAUGGUGGCAACUAUGGUGGUGGUCCUGGUUAUAGUAGUAGAGGGGGCUAUGGUGGUGGUGGAACAGGAUAUGGAAACCAAGGUGGUGCAUAUGGUGGAGGUGGUGAAGGAUAUGAUGGUUACAAUGAAGGAGGAAAUUUUGGCGGUGGUAACUAUGGUGGUGGUGGGAACUAUAAUGAUUUUGGAAAUCAUAGUGGACAACAGCAGUCAAAUUAUGGACCCAUGAAAGGGGGCAGUUUUGGUGGAAGAAGCUCGGGCAGUCCCUAUGGUGGUGGUUAUGAAUCUGGUGGUAGAAGUGGUGGAUAUGGUAGCAGAAGGUUCUAAAAACAGCAGAAAAGGGCUACAGUUCUUAGCAGAAGAGAGAGCAAGGAGUUGUCAGGAAAGCUGCAGGUUACUUUGAGAGAGUUGUCCCAAAUGCAUUAGAGGAACUGUAAAAAUCUGCCACAGAAGGAACAAUGAUCCAUAGUCAGAAAAUUUGCUGCAGCUUAAACAGGAAACCCUUCUUGUUCAGGACUGUCAUAGCCACAGUUUGCAAAAAGUGCAGCUAUUGAUUAAUGCAAUGUAGUGUCAACUAGACGUACAUUCCUGAGGUCUUUUAUCUGUUUU